UGUGUAGCAUAUUGUAUAUCGAUCGCUUCUUAAUGUCAUAUUUUACAAAAAAGCACGACGUGUUUCUUAGCUUUAGAGGCGAGGACACUCGUUAUGGUAUAACAAGCCAUCUUUACGAUGCACUGAAUCACAAGUCAAUAAAAGCAUACAUAGAUUACCAGCUGAAUAGAGGAGAAGAAGUAUGGCCAGCACUUGCGGAAGCAAUUGAGGAUUCACACGCCUCCAUAGUUGUUUUCUCUGAAAAUUAUGCAACAUCAAAAUGGUGUUUGGAAGAGCUGGUGAAAGUGCUGGAAUGCAGAAAAGUUCAUGGUCAAGUUGUUAUACCUGUCUUCUAUAAAACUGAUCCUUCUCACAUAAGAAAACAAACGGACAGUUAUGAGAAAGCUUUUGCGAAACAUGAAAGAGAUCUUGGGACUAAAAAUAGUGUUUCCAAUAAAAAUAAAGUGCUUAAUUGGAAAGCUGCUCUUACGGAAGCGGCCAAUAUCUCUGGAUGGGACACUCAAACUCACAAGGAUGAAUCUAACUUGUGAAUGACGUAUUGCAAAAGCUACAACUGAGGUACCCUAAUGAACUGGAAGGCGUUGUGAGAAACGAAGAAAACUAUAUAUCUGUAGAAUCAUUACUGAAAAGUGUUAGAAUACUUGGAAUUU
Molecule: messenger RNA, 650 nt
Organism: Vicia villosa (hairy vetch)
Lineage: Eukaryota; Viridiplantae; Streptophyta; Magnoliopsida; Fabales; Fabaceae
Product: disease resistance protein RPV1-like
Exons: 2
Coding region: 33-530 (165 amino acids)
Biological process (GO): signal transduction
Source: RefSeq, a predicted model, not a curated record